This is a messenger RNA of Chelonia mydas (Green sea turtle), 1151 nucleotides long. It is a transcript of the gene THYN1, whose product is annotated as thymocyte nuclear protein 1. The record is from RefSeq and is a predicted model, not a curated record. NCBI's taxonomy places the organism in Eukaryota, Metazoa, Chordata, Testudines, Cheloniidae. The transcript has 8 exons. Gene Ontology annotation, cellular component: nucleus. Bases 239 to 961 code for a protein of 240 amino acids.
GGGAUUGAGGCUCUCGCAUUGGCCGCUGGGCAGGGGGCAGGUCUUAAAGGCAUUGCACGUUUGCAUAACUUUUAUUGCCCGCCGACCUUCAGUAGGCCGAGAGGCAGGCGGGGUCCACCCCCCCCCAUCCCCAGUGCAGCCAGGAGGAGCAUCCCUCCCUCCCUCCGCAGAGAGAGGGGCUGCUGCCCCCGCAGCUGGUGCUUCUACUUGCAGAAAAAGUAGUUCAAGGAAGCCAGAGAUGUCUCUGCAAGGCAAAAAGAGAAGCAGAGCAACAUUGGCAGAUAAAGAGAGGCCUGCUGCUAAAUUUGCCAAAGGUAAGAUUCAGGAGGAGGAAGAACUCAUGAUGCCUGCAGCUAAGGAGAGGAGUUCAAAGCCCGUGGGGAGCAGCACAGGAAAGGCUACCAAGAAGACGGCCUGCCCUAGUGCACAGGGAAGCAAGCAAGCGUACAGCCACUGGCUGAUGAAAUCAGAGCCGGAGAGCAGGUUUGAGAAGGGAGCGGAUGUGAAAUUCGGCAUUGAAGACUUAAAGGCUCAACCCAAUCAGACAGCAUGCUGGGAUGGAGUCAGGAAUUACCAGGCACGGAAUUUCAUGAGAGACAUGAAAGUUGGGCAAGAAGCAUUUUUCUAUCACAGUAACUGCAAAGAGCCUGGGAUUGCUGGAAUUAUCAAGAUUGUGAAGGAGGCUUACCCAGACCACACUCAAUUUGACAAGAAGGACCCUCACUACGAUUCCUCCAGUACCAAGGAGAACCCUAAGUGGUCCAUGGUGGACGUCCAAUUUGUGCGGAUGACUAAGCGCUUCAUCCCCCUGUCCGAGCUGAAGGCUCACUACCAGGCGCACAGAGCUUCGGGAGGCCCGCUGAAGGACAUGACGCUGUUCACCAGGCAGAGGCUCUCUGUCCAACCCCUGACAGACGAGGAAUUUGAAUUCGUCUUGAGCCUUGAAGAGAAACCAAGUUAGACAGACUGCAGCAACGGGGCCCAUUGAGGCUGAAAAUGCCCCCCGGUCCAGCCAGAACCCUUCCUUCCAAAUUUAUAUUCUUAAACCCAGCCCCAGGGAAGACUCUGCGAGCGGACCAAAAGGAGGUGUAUAUAUUCACUGUUAUUUUGGUGCACUGUGCUUAUGUUUAAAUAAAGCUUUUUUAAAGUUA